Messenger RNA from Planococcus citri (citrus mealybug), 2009 nucleotides. RefSeq lists its product as uncharacterized. Gene Ontology annotation, cellular component: histone acetyltransferase complex; nucleus. The record is from RefSeq and is a predicted model, not a curated record. Lineage: Eukaryota; Metazoa; Arthropoda; Insecta; Hemiptera; Pseudococcidae. Gene Ontology annotation, biological process: regulation of DNA-templated transcription. Gene Ontology annotation, molecular function: histone acetyltransferase activity; transcription coactivator activity. The coding region runs from base 202 to 1359 and encodes 385 amino acids. The transcript has 3 exons.
UGGUAACACUGCUGCUAUUGUUUUGAUAGAUUGGCCUAAACAUAGAUAACUCAACCCAUAAAUAAACUUUACUUUACUUUUGCCAUUUUGUAAUGAAAAAUUAUAUUGAGUGGAUACUAAACUGCAAUAAUAUAUUGUGUGUGAGCUACAAGUACUCUUGAAUAUUAGCCAGAUAACCAACUUGACGUACUUAUACGUAAAAUGAAACCACAACACGAUACAGAAGCAGAAAAAUUAAACUUUGAACGUAGCUUGGCAGCUAUAAGGAGAAGAGUUUCAUAUAGAUUGUCAAUAUCGCAUUCUCGACCAUCACAGAUCCGAGCAGAGGCUAUUGCUGGGCCACUUCAACAGAUUAUGUCGCAGCCACCUCAACCGCCGCUUAACAUAGCCUCAGGUAUGCCAGAAAUGCCAACACUCGUUGACAGUCUAGCUCAAAUGCUACAGCAUCGCCAACAGCUAUUGCAGAUAUUACGUUUACCAAGCUCUGCGCAGAAACAAGACCAAAUCCAAGAAAUAUUGAGGACUAAUACGCAGCUGAUGGCGAAAUUCAUCAAGCUAAGACAGAAGCAGCGACUUGUAGGACAGCAACACUUGCAGCGUCGUCAGCCUUCGUCACUUUUGAUGAGAUCUAUGGAUGCAGUAAGAUCUCAUUGCGUACUAAGUACACCGAACGAGAAUUCUGUCGAUAAUCAAACAUCUUCGACACCGACACCGAGCAACAGUCCGAACCACGUAUCGGCUCAUCGACUAGCACUGCAACAACUAUUGGAAGUUUUACGCUUGCCGAGCUCUCCGGAGCAACAGACUCAAAUAAGACAGAUAUUGAAUAGUAAUCCGCAACUGAUGGCGGCGUUCAUCAAGCACAGACAAAUGCAGUUGCAACAACAACAGCAACAUAUAGUUACACUUUCAACACCGAGCAACGGUCCGAACGCUGCAGUGCCGCAGCAUCCUGAAGCUUUGCAACGACAACAGCAACAGACGGUUACACUUUCAACACCGAGAAACCCUCCGAUCACAUUGCAGCAGCAUACUGAAGCUUUGCAACAACUAAGGAACCUUGUACCUUUACCGAGCACUCCGCAGCUACAGGUUCAAAUACGUCAGAUAUUGAGCAGGAAUCCGCAACUGAUGCCGACUUUCAUGGCGCUAAAACGGUCCCAGUUUCAAAAAGAACAACAACAGCAGCAGCAACAGUCGCAAGAGCAAUCACCUCAGCAGCAAGAGUCUCAACAACCGCCAACGAUCGGUGACCCACAAGUGCAGCAAGAUCAGCCACAAGUGAUCGAUAUUGCGGACAAUGAAUUGAUGGAUAGUCUUCAAAGUAUGAUUGAAUCGUUUAAUGAUUGUAAAAUGUGAUGUGCUCGUUUCAGUCCAAUUGCUAAAUAUAAGUUAACUAUAUUUCAUGAUAUAGAAACAGGAAAUUUGGUAUGAUGAACGAGGACCCCAAAAGAAACUUUUUAAGCACAGAAGCUCUUCAUCAAAUCUCAUAGGAUAGACGAUGGUCUCUCUCUCUAGCAGGGAAUUUAAAUUUCAGACACUUUUCUUCUCAGAUCUUGAAAUUAAUUAAAUUUUUCCGUUCAGCAAGGUUGAAUUACCUACAUGAAAAUGACCCUAGAGCAGCCAGUUAAUUGAAAAAUGAGCAGCUAAAUUCCGCUGUGCUCGUUCUAUGAGAUUAGACAAAUGGCUUCCUUGAUUAAAAAAAUUUAUUUUGGGGCACUUGUUCAUCGUAUCAAAUUUCAUGCUCUUGUCAUGAAUCAAAAUGCAGUUUUAUAACUUCCGUCUUUUCUUUUUAUAUAUUUUUAGGUACCAUUUUUACUUUUUUUUUAUAAACGUACCCACCUACAUGUCUACAUGGGAAUUAAAUGGGCACUUAUUCGAGUUAUUUCUUAUCUUAAAAGUCAUUAUUUUUUUAUUUACGUACAGAAGUACCUUUUGUGGAAUGUCUUAUUUUAUUAUUGUUACUUUAUCUAUUUUUAAUCGAAAUAUAUACUAGGUACCAAUGUGAA